CAGCAAGAAAUCUCGUUUAUCCUUUUCCUUUAAACUCUGCUCGCUGGCACCGGGUCUUUCCCUUGCUGGGGGAGUGGGAAGGGCUGUGCCCUGGGAAAGGCAGCCAGCAGAAGAGACAGGAGAGAGUUUCUGCCGCGUUAUCUUAAACCAGCAGCAGGAGAAAUCGCGGCGGGCGGACGCGGCGGAAGAGGAGCGGUGGCGGCGCGCAGCUCCCAUUGCCCAGCCCGGGGAGCCGGGGGACACCAGCCAGCGAGCGCGGGGUCCCUGGGCACGAACGUGAAGUACGGUUCCGCUGCAGCUAGAGGGCUUCGCCGCUGCCGCACAGCCCCGCACGCCGCUGCCGCACACCCCGGCACCGGCUGGAGCUCCGCCGCGCCGCCCCCCGCCGCUACCGCCAGCCCGCCGCCGGGCCCCGCCGCAGGGCCGCCGGACGCACACCGCGGGGUGUGUGUGGGGGGGUGUGGGGGUGUGUGUGUGUGACAGGCCGCGACACCCCCACACGCCCCCGGCAGCCCGCCCGCCGUCAUGCCCGCUCCACUUCUGCCGCCGCCGCCGCUCCAACUUGGCGGCUGAGCCCUUCCCCGACACGCAGGAUCACUCCCCCCCGCCACUGGCAGCAUGGAGAGUGUGCGUGAGCUCCAAAACCCGCUCUUGGCCAAGGCCAACGGGCACCUUCGCAGCAGCUAUUCUUACCACCAGCAUCACAGCCAGGACUACCCCAGUCAUCGCUGCCAAGGGAAACUGUAUUCCUACAUCUUCCAAAACACUGGUGGUGCCAGGACUCACCAGCUGCUGGAUGCCAGUUCCCUGCAGCUGGCUGUUGAAGCCUUGUACGGUCCCAAUUUCAUCCUCGUGAAGGAUGAGACCGCUCUCAAGGCCAAGGACAGCAAGAUGGAAAGCUGCGAGACCACUUUUACGGAAAGCAAAGAGGCUCCAUCUGAUGGUCCCGACGGGCACGAGGCUCAAGGGUCCUGCCUGGUAGAGAGCGACAUCCGCAUCCAAACUGUGUCCUAUGAGGUGGAGGAAGAGGAGCUCCAGGAGUACGAGAGUGACUCCUCCAGCGACAGCGAAAGUGAGGAUCAUUUCCUGAUGCUUCCCCCCCGGGACCACCUGGGCUUGGCCCUUUUCUCCAUGCUGUGCUGCUUCUGGCCCCUGGGCAUUGCUGCCUUCUACUUCUCCCAAGGGACCAGCAAGGCUGUUUCCAAAGGAGAUUUCCACCUGGCCAGUUCAGCUUCUCGCCGAGCUCUCUUCCUCGCCGCGCUCUCCAUAACCAUCGGCACAGGAGUGUACGUCGGGGUGGUGGUAGCGUUGAUCGCUUAUCUCUCCAAAGGGGGCCAUGUAUAGCCGCCACCCGCAUGUCAGCGCUGCCCCGGCCCUCCUGGGAUCGAGCUUUCCUGCGGAGCACAGGCCACCAGUGCCUGCAAGGGCUGCUUGCACGGCAGGACCCCGGCCUGCACGCCCUGCGCAGGCUCUUUCCCCUUUCAGACAAACAGUAGACCCACGUUCUUCCCGAGGCUGUGGGGUGCCACCAUCCGACAGCAGGGAACUGGGCACCAGCCUGGCUGCUGGGACCAGGAGGAGCACAUUUGCCUGCUGGAAGAUGUCCAGGAGAGACUCUGUGUGCUGCUGCUGGGCUGGUGCCACCACCCCUGCUCUGGGGCCAUGGCUUCCCCUUCCAGCCCCACGGCCGGGAGAUCCACGGCUGGUGCCCAGGCUUGACCCAUGAAGGGGACACGCAGGAAGGAGAGGGGAUACGGCGACGGAGAAUGACCCCGGCAGGCUGGUGUCCUGGUGGGUUCUCCACAUGCCCAUGAUGGGGACAGCAUUCUCAUUUCGGUGCCACGGGGCGGCACCUGGCCCCUCAGCUGCAGCGAAGUAGGAGGACACAGCAUGGACACGACCAAAGGGCAUGCUCUCCGCAUCCCUGUGGAGACAGACCCCUCAUCCAGGGGACAUCCCAGUUGCUGGCCCGACCCAGGCAAGAAACAAGGAGGAAAGCAGGCUGGCAGUUGCACACCAUCACUCCCAUCGUUGGAGCAAGUUGGCAAAGACAACGAGGUUUUCUCUGUGUUAAUAUUGACUGUCAUGAUAAUUGCAAGUCAGAGUCCCUAUAAGGCUGGCGUCACACAGUGCUGGGCCCUAAAAAGACUUGUAAUUGCAGUUUCUACCCAAGAAAUGACGUGUGAGGGCUGGGGGCCUGAAGGACUCCGCUCUCAGCAGUAGGUCAUGGCCUCGCACACAAAGAAGGAUGGAAGGAAAAGGCUGAGGUGACACACCAAGCCUGGGGUGGGAGUGCUGUUUGCCGGGGGCUGACACCCAGGGAGGGGGAAGACUCGGAGGGAGCCCGAGACACAGGAGUGACCCCAACACACUUUUUUCCCACGCCUCCAUCCAAAGGCUCGGCUGACAAGGAAAUCCCACGCAUCCCCGCUUACAUCUUACUUUCGCUAAUUCGUAUAUCGUCAGCGACACAUCACGUGCUUCAGAGGUGGGUGUGAAGGCAAUGACUGCCCCAAAGGGCUGCUGUUAAAAGGCCCUGCCUCGCCCCCCCCCCACCCCCCUCCCCAGCAUCCACCUUGACCCUCCCUCACCCUGGCCAGGGCUCCCCUGCCGCCUCCUUCCCCCGUGUGCAGGAGGCUGCAGGCAGACUCUGGGCACCCAUCGCCCCUCACCGGGGUUUCUGGGCAGGCUGCGAGAGGCGCAGCACGUUCCUCCAGCUGGGUGCCGUUCAAAUGUACAUUUCAUCCUAAAGAAGCAUGUUAAUGUCUGCGAUUGCUGUUGUACUUGAGCCAUAAAAGAGAGAAGCACAUCAGA
Molecule: messenger RNA, 2814 nt
Organism: Chroicocephalus ridibundus (black-headed gull)
Lineage: Eukaryota; Metazoa; Chordata; Aves; Charadriiformes; Laridae
Gene: SYNDIG1L
Product: synapse differentiation inducing 1 like
Exons: 4
Coding region: 619-1344 (241 amino acids)
Cellular component (GO): intracellular membrane-bounded organelle; membrane
Source: RefSeq, a predicted model, not a curated record